Molecule: messenger RNA, 228 nt
Organism: Beauveria bassiana ARSEF 2860
Lineage: Eukaryota; Fungi; Ascomycota; Sordariomycetes; Hypocreales; Cordycipitaceae
Exons: 1
Coding region: 1-228 (75 amino acids)
Source: RefSeq, a predicted model, not a curated record
AUGCAGUUCUCCACCAUCAUCUUUGCUGCUGCCACUCUCUUCGCCGCUGGCGAGGCUUGCAAGUGCUUCACCGGCGCCAACAUCAACUUUGGUGCUUCUCGCAAAUGCUGCUCUCAGUCUGGCGGUCGCUGGACUGGUGACGAUUGCGCCUUUGCCGGUACCGGCGGCAACCUCGGCAAGUUCAACAGCUGCUGCGGCCAGAACGGCGCCAACUCGGACUGCGAGUAG